AUGAUCGCGGCAACGUUUGUAUUCAUUUUGACCGUGACCACAAUGACGUCGGGUUAUGUCACUAAAAAUCCCGCGUACUUUAAAAACGACGAAACAACUGCGGCCAAUGCACAACAAGACGAUUCUUCUUGGUUCGACGAUAAGACGAACGCAAUGGAAAUUAGAACGAAAUUAUGCACGCAGCAACCGGAUUCCAUUUGGUGUCGACCGUCUCUCGAGCACUCGGAAGAAAUAGACGGCCACCGUGCCACUGAAUCCCCAGCCGAUACGAAAACCGCUACCGGUAGUUCGGCGAUACCGAUGGAAAUCAUGGACGGUGAUUCGUCUGAUGCCAGUAGCAGAAAGAUCCAAAGAAACGCGCCGAAAUCGCUUUACAAGGGUGUAAUAACAUCACCGCCCAUUGUUCCUAAACCGUCUAUCGGUGCGAUUUUACCAAAACAGACCACGGAAAGCACGUUAAACGUAACCAAACCGAUAAUGGACAAUCGAUUUGAUAAUCUAACCGCAGAAAACAUCGAUUUGCUAAGGUCGUCUAUCCGGCACUCGAUAAACAAGUCGCUAAAGAAGACGCUAAACUCGUUUAUAACAUCAAUACGGGCAACCAACACAGCCGGGAAAUUCACGGACAAAAAAAAUCCUACGAUAGAAAAUUCGCCGAAUGUAGAGAACAAUGAAGUAAACGAAGACAAAGAGGAAAUCGCCCUCUGGAUGAUCCUAAUCUUUUUACAAAAAUCAUUGGAAGCGUUGAGCUCAUAA
Molecule: messenger RNA, 756 nt
Organism: Cinara cedri
Lineage: Eukaryota; Metazoa; Arthropoda; Insecta; Hemiptera; Aphididae
Source: the annotation of a GenBank genome assembly